This is a messenger RNA of Ipomoea triloba (trilobed morning glory), 2337 nucleotides long. Its product is annotated as transcription factor MYB124-like. Gene Ontology annotation, molecular function: RNA polymerase II cis-regulatory region sequence-specific DNA binding; DNA-binding transcription factor activity, RNA polymerase II-specific. NCBI's taxonomy places the organism in Eukaryota, Viridiplantae, Streptophyta, Magnoliopsida, Solanales, Convolvulaceae. Bases 227 to 1666 code for a protein of 479 amino acids. Gene Ontology annotation, biological process: regulation of DNA-templated transcription. The record is from RefSeq and is a predicted model, not a curated record. Gene Ontology annotation, cellular component: nucleus. The transcript is spliced from 14 exons.
UAGCCUUCACGCCCGCGCUCGCAAGCAAGAAUCCGUUGAUUAUUUUAACUCUUCUCACCCCCGACGUGUAACCCAUUAAUUUAUUUUACCCAAUCAUCUUCAAAGACUGAAUCUUUUUGAAGAAGAAGAAGAAGGGAAAGAAAAAAACCCAAUCUUGAAUCUCAUUUCGUAGUAAUACGGAGUAUUUCUCGAUUCCCGAGCAUGCUGGAGCGGGGGAGGAUAAACAAUGCAUCAGAAUAUGAAGAAGAAAGCAGGGAGUACUAAUAGCAGUGAAACCACAAAACCCAAAGAGAGACACAUUGUUUCUUGGUCUCAGGAGGAAGAUGAUAUACUGAGAGAGCAGAUUAGAGUCCAUGGAACUGACAAUUGGACUAUCAUUGCAUCAAAGUUUAAGGAUAAAACUACCAGGCAAUGCAGAAGAAGAUGGUUUACUUAUUUGAACUCCGAUUUCAAAAGGGGGGGAUGGUCUCCUGAAGAAGAUAUGCUCUUAUGCGAGGCACAGAGGAUAUUUGGCAACAGAUGGACAGAAAUCGCGAAGGUGGUUUCAGGCAGAACUGAUAAUGCUGUGAAGAAUCGGUUCACGACCCUCUGCAAAAAGAGAGCGAAGAACGAGGCAUUAGCAAAAGAAAACAGUAAUUCAUCCAUUAAUAGGAGGGUUAUCUUUCCAAGUUGGCUCAACAGUAGUGAUAGCAUUUCAGAAUCUGCAGUGCCCCUUAAGAAGCAAAGGAGAAGUCACAUUCCAGAUCCUUCUGAAAGUUUUAGUAACGGGGAAAAACUCGUGAGUUGUGAUGCGACAAAUCAGAUGCUAAGGUCUCCAUUUGCAGUAAUAGGUCAAAAUCUCUACAGUCCUGGGAGCAACGUAUCGAGUCAUCAAAAUGACGAGGACACCAAAGAUUUGCAUGCCAAUGGCUCUAGCAAUAAAACUGAAGGAACAUUUCUUAAGAAGGAUGAUCCGAAGAUACUCGCAUUGAUGCAACAAGCGGAACUACUGAGCUCGCUGGCACUCAAAGUCAAUUCCGAAAACACAGAUCAGAGUCUUGAAAACGCUUGCAAGGUACUUGAAGAUUUUCUCAAUCAUACAAAAGAUGGUGAUGUGACAAAAUGCCAAAUUGCUGAGAUGGAGAUUCAGCUCGAGAAUUUUAAGCAAUCUGCAAAUGAAUUAAAAAACAUUAAUGAAUGCAGUCAACCAUCUUGGAGGCAACCUGCUUUAUCGGAAGAGUCUGCAGGCAGCUCAGAGUAUAGCACUGGAUCAACUUUACUAGCCCACGGGGUUGGUGAUAAUGGAGAAAAGAGCGAAGCCGAGCUAUGUGCACUGCAUCAGGAUAUUGAAUCGGGAUUACAAUCAACCCACAUUGAUGAUGAAUUUGCAAAAGGAAUUUCUGGAAAUAAUGCCUCGGCUUCUCAAGUUAAUACCUUCCCAGCUUGUGACAAAGAUAAUCCCAUUAAUGAGACUAUAUGUGAGUAUUCAAAUGAAGAAUGCUGUUCCCCUCUUCAAGUAACCCCGAUGUUCAGAUCACUCGCAGCAGCUAUUCCCAGCCCGAAAUUUUCAGAAAGUGAGAGACAAUUCCUACUAAAAACGCUUGGAAUGGAAUCUACGUCUCCGAAUCCAACCAUCAAUCCUUCUCAUCCUCCAUCGUGCAAGAGGGCCCUCCUCCAUAGUUUAUGACAAAACUUUUACUGAUCGAUCAAUCUCGUGCAGAUUCUGCUGUGCUCAACCACCAUGACUUUUCGUCCGAAAAUUUCAGGCAUGUGUAGAUGUUUUUUAAAGCCAGUUUUCCGUUGGAUUGCAGUCAUUAUGACCCGAGUUUUUACAAAGAGGCCAUGAAGAUCUAUCUGGUCCCAAAGACCACAAUCUAGAAUGCUAAGGAGCAUCCUAGUAUUUUCCGAAGAUCUGAUAAGAUGGUCUGCAUCCUUUCUCAACUUACCAGCCUAAUACAGUGUCUAGAGUGUUGUUUUGUUUUUUUGUGUUGUGUCACAUUCUUUUGUGUGUUGUAUGGGAGAGUUGGAUAGGGCAUCCAAUAAUGUUCCUAUAAGGCUUUUUACGGUAUUUAUAUGCCAAUUGUACAGAAUAUAUACAAUGUAGUUACAGAUUGGCACAUCGCCAAUAAUUACUCCAUCCCUGAUAUAGAACAUAUCGAAAAGAAGAAGAAGAAUACAUUUUGAUAGAAGAGGAGAGGAGGAUCAACAUCAACCAGUUGAACCGACCCCUCCCUAGCUAGCGUUUUUGCUUCGUGUGCAGAGUUUAGAUAAUAAGUUUUGUGGUGUUCUGUUUCUCUCAUCUUUAUGUAACACUCAUACUUAUUGGAGUGGAAAAUCCAAUAUUGCCUUUUGCGUGUA